Messenger RNA from Oppiella nova, 519 nucleotides. Lineage: Eukaryota; Metazoa; Arthropoda; Arachnida; Sarcoptiformes; Oppiidae. The record is from the annotation of a GenBank genome assembly.
AUGGUCAUCGUGCAACUGAUCCACAGACACCUGUACCUCAAGUUGAAGACAAAGCGUGUCUUAAGCCUUGAUUUGCGUGAAUUAGCCAAUGGUUUGCAGAAAAUACCGAAACAUAUCGCCGUUUGUGUGAAUGAACACCACUUCAGUGGACUGCCAUCAGUUGAUCCAUUGAUCCGAUGUCUGUCAUAUGUUGUGAUCACGUCUUGUGUCUUAUUAUCUACUCUUCAAUACAUUCGUGUCUUUGAGUCAAUUGGAGGACCAGUUCGUGAGGUGUGCGACGAAUGGACACAAAGCCACGGAUGUGACGGCGCGCACAACAAUGGCUUCGCUAAGACUCGAGUCAAUGGGAAGACAUCCGGAGGUGUGAUGACAAUGAAUGGUCUGUCCGUAUGUGUCGUGUCUUAUAAGCACUCUAUAAGACAGAGUAUAGUGAAAGCGGCCCAACAUUUGAGUCGACAAAAGGCACCCAUCGAUCAAAACCAGAUCACUAUUUAAGAAAAACGUAUGACUUCCCGGACC